AUGGCGAGUGCUGACCUAGCUCAACCUCACAGCAAGAUGCAUGACGAGGACCAUGACCACAUCGGCUCCGGCGCCUCGACGCCGCCCAACGGCGGGACAGCGACACCCCGGCCAGACCUUCAUGCCGACAAGAGACUACCCAGUCUGGUGAACAGUUAUUUCGCUCAAGUAUGUGACUCCUUGCGCUCGCGAAGCAAAAGCACCGCAAAUUCUGCAAACCCCGCACCUACGCCUUCAUCGUCAGAGAAAGAGCAGCCCCAGGACGACUCGUCCAGCAACCCGCCGCCGCAGCAGCAGCAACAGGAAAGUCCCGCCGUGGCUGCUCUUUCCCAAGCCCUCGCCGGUGGCCCAGCUCAGAUGCCCACUGCGCCCAGCUCACCCCGUAGCGGCGCGUCCAGUGCGCAGGUCGAGUCGCCACCGCUGCUGCCACACGAGAAGAAGCACCCCGAACCUCUGCCACAGCAACAGGCUUCAUACCCCACGCCACCGCUCUCCAACUCCUCUUCCUUUCUCGCGAUGAAGGACAGUGAGGCCGGCGCCAGUGGCACGUCCGCAGCAGCGCCCUCCUCCCCUCGCAAGCGCUCUUGGGAGCAGCGAAAGGAGCAGAGCCAGCCCAGCGUUCCACAGCCGCUACGCCGAAACACCUUGUCCACCGCGCUCUCCAAUCUCGUCGUCACGAAACCCGCGGUCGCUGCACACAUCUCCAACCCUUCUGCUUCAGACCCUUCCCAGACUGCCCCAGCCAGUCCUUCUGUUGCGCGUUCACACUCUCCUUCACCGCAGGAAAAGGAAAGCCAGGUGCUGACCCAGGGCGAUUCUCAGAACCACACUCCUCCCCAAACUCCCCGCACCGGCUCGCACGCGAGCCGAAGAGACGACGAUGUCGCCAUAGCCCCACACCCAGCGAAGUCGAGUCGAUCGAGCUCAGGUGGCUCAACUGGUGCGACGAUCGGGCAGGUGAGGGGACAGUUGGAGAUUAGUGUUGAAGAGGCGAGAGGAAUCAGGCCUUCGGUUGAUCCAUACGUGGUUUGCAUCUUCCAGCUGAAUGAAGACAUUUCAGGCGGGCCAAAGGAAGAUGAAAUGGACACUGCGGUAGAGAACGGCCCGGCAGACGACAAUCUGGCCAAGGGCGUGGCGAUGAAGCGGAUAGGAAGCGGAUCAGGCACACCCAUGGCGAUUCCAGGCUUGAGAAGUCGACAGACCAGCCAGACCAACAUUGCAGAUCUGCGGCGAGGUUCGCACAAAGGCCAUCAAGAGACGACAGAUCCCAUUUGGCGACACAAAACCAUAUUCGAUGUGGUGGGUUCGAACAAUCAGCUGGACAUUUCCGUCUACGAUCGUGCAAACAACGAAUCUUUCAUCGGCCACGUUCGUUUGCCCAUCGAUCUCGGCGACUACGAGCACCAGCAUGAGGAUUGGUACAAGCUGAAGCCAAGAGAGGGACAGUCAGAAACUGUGACUGGAGAGAUACAUCUCAGCAUUGCAUACCACGCCGCGGGCAAGAAGACAUUCGGGCCCGAUGACUUCGAGAUCUUGAAGUUGAUCGGCAAGGGCACAUUUGGACAAGUCUUCCAGGUGCGGAAGAGGGACACAAAGCGGAUAUACGCCAUGAAGGUGCUGUCGAAGAAGGUCAUCGUGCAGAAGAAGGAGAUUCAACACACCAUUGGCGAACGUAACAUCCUUGUGCGGACGGCAACCACCGAAUCGCCAUUCAUCGUGGGAUUGAAGUUCUCAUUCCAAACUGCGGCGGAUCUUUAUCUCGUCACUGACUACAUGUCUGGAGGUGAGCUUUUCUGGCAUCUCCAGAAGGAGGGCCGAUUUGUCGAAGAGCGGGCCAAGUUUUAUAUUGCAGAACUCAUCCUUGCGCUACGACAUCUCCACCAGCACGACAUCGUAUAUCGAGAUUUGAAGCCAGAGAACAUCCUCCUUGAUGCAAAUGGCCACAUCGCUCUCUGCGAUUUUGGACUUUCCAAAGCAAACCUUUCAAAGAAUGACACUACGAAUACCUUCUGCGGCACCACUGAAUACCUGGCACCAGAAGUGCUCCUCGACGAGCAAGGAUACACCAAGAUGGUCGACUUCUGGUCUCUGGGCGUACUCGUCUUUGAGAUGUGCUGUGGCUGGUCACCUUUCUAUGCCGAGGAUACGCAGCAGAUGUACAAGAACAUUGCCUUUGGCAAGGUGCGCUUCCCGCGAGACGCUCUGUCAGCAGAAGGACGUAGCUUCGUCAAGGGCUUGCUCAACCGCAAUCCAGCUCACCGAUUGGGAGCAAAGGGUGAUGCUGAGGAGUUGAUGGCCCAUCCAUUCUUCAACGACGUCGACUGGAACGCCCUCAGCAAGAAGGAGACCGCACCACCAUUCAAGCCAAAAUUGAAGGGCGAGCUGGAUACCAGCAACUUCGAUCCCGAAUUCACCAACGCUCUCAAUGCUGGGGCGGAUUCGUCAUCACUAAACGCCAGAGCAGCUGCCCUUGCAAGCGGCAUUAACACGGAUAGCACACCAUUGAGCCCUACCAUGCAGAACCAAUUCAAGGGCUUUACCUUUGUGGAUGAGAGCACCCUUGAGCAACAGUAUGCGGACAGGGAUGUUGGAGGCUUGGAUAGCCCUGAUGGUGGUGCUGCUUCGAGAACUUUCAGCAACCGGGCCGGUGAUAGGAUGAGCGGCCUUGAGCCGACAAGUGCUACAAGUGCCGAUGCCGAUUUCAACCACGGCAUGCUCGACGAUAUUUGA
This is a messenger RNA of Zasmidium cellare ATCC 36951, 2730 nucleotides long. RefSeq lists its product as uncharacterized. The record is from RefSeq and is a predicted model, not a curated record. Gene Ontology annotation, biological process: protein phosphorylation. Lineage: Eukaryota; Fungi; Ascomycota; Dothideomycetes; Mycosphaerellales; Mycosphaerellaceae. Gene Ontology annotation, molecular function: ATP binding; protein serine/threonine kinase activity. Bases 1 to 2730 code for a protein of 909 amino acids. The transcript has a single exon.